Messenger RNA from Fomitopsis serialis, 429 nucleotides. RefSeq names its product Mss4-like protein. Gene Ontology annotation, molecular function: carbon-sulfur lyase activity. The record is from RefSeq and is a predicted model, not a curated record. The transcript is spliced from 4 exons. Bases 1 to 429 code for a protein of 142 amino acids. Lineage: Eukaryota; Fungi; Basidiomycota; Agaricomycetes; Polyporales; Fomitopsidaceae.
AUGGCUGACGUCGAAGGGAGCUGCCACUGCGGCGCCAUCAAGGUCCGCGUCCUCGGGGGAUUCGGAGAGAACGCAAAGGCAGGCAUCUGCCACUGCGAGGAGUGCCAGAUGCUGUCCGGCAGCCUCUUCUCUUACCUCGGAUUCGUCGAGCGCGAGAACCUCAAGGUCCUCACGGGCGAGCCCAAGGGGUACAAACAGCCCACCGGCGCGGCGCAGUCCGGGAAGGACGUGAUCAGGUACUUCUGCGGCGACUGCGGGACGCCGCUGUGGGCGGCGGCUGAGUCGGCGCCGGAGACGUACUCCAUCAAGCUUGCGAUGUUCGGGAACCAACUCCCGCCUGCGAGGGAGAUCUACUGGAAACGCGCGAAAGAAUGGGAAAAGCCGAUGGUUCCGCCGGACUGUGUGUUCCAGGGAUGGCUUUCGGAGUGA